Messenger RNA from Pseudophryne corroboree (corroboree frog), 2586 nucleotides. RefSeq names its product G protein-coupled receptor 52 (gene GPR52). NCBI's taxonomy places the organism in Eukaryota, Metazoa, Chordata, Amphibia, Anura, Myobatrachidae. The record is from RefSeq and is a predicted model, not a curated record. Gene Ontology annotation, molecular function: G protein-coupled photoreceptor activity. The transcript has a single exon. Gene Ontology annotation, cellular component: plasma membrane. Bases 202 to 1290 code for a protein of 362 amino acids. Gene Ontology annotation, biological process: G protein-coupled receptor signaling pathway; cellular response to light stimulus; phototransduction.
AGCACUCGGAGCUGCCACUAGCUUUAUGGAUCGAGCAUGAGCGACUGUGGAAACUAGUCUCACUGAUGGAAGAGAUUGCCAAAAGAAGUCCUGAGGCUCACAAGUGGAGGGUCUCUUACCCAGUUAUAAGCCUGGCUUCUCCUGCCUGUUCUCUGCAGCUUUGCUUCAGAAUUCCAUUCCUGUUGGACAACAUUCCACACCAUGAACCAGUCACAAAUGCUUGAUUGGAGGACAUUGAAUACAAGUGAAUACUUAAACACCUCCGAUUAUCACCCUUGCCCAUUGGGUUUUGGACACUACAAUUCAGUGGACAUAUGCAUACUGGAAACCACUAUUAUUGUGCUGCUAACCUUCUUGAUAAUUACUGGUAACUUGACUGUCAUCUUUGUGUUUCAUUGUGCUCCAUUAUUGCACCAUUAUACAACCAGUUAUUUCAUCCAGACUAUGGCGUAUGCAGACUUGCUGGUGGGAGUCAGUUGCCUGGUUCCCACUUUAUCCCUCCUCCACUACUCUACAGGGGUCCAUGAGUCUCUAACAUGUCAAGUGUUUGGUUACAUCAUUUCUGUGCUAAAAAGUGUCUCCAUGGCUUGUUUAGCUUUCAUCAGUGUGGAUCGAUACCUGGCCAUCACCAAACCUCUUUCCUAUAACCAGCUGGUGACACCAUGCAGGCUGCGCCUCUGCAUCAUCCUCAUUUGGAUUUAUUCAUGUUUGAUCUUCCUGCCAUCUUUUUUUGGCUGGGGUAAACCUGGCUACCAUGGGGACAUAUUUGAAUGGUGUGCCGUUGCAUGGCACACCAGUGCCUACUUCACUGCAUUUAUUGUGUGCCUGCUCUAUGCUCCGGCAGCGCUGGUUAUUUGUUUUACAUACUUUCACAUAUUCCGCAUCUGCCGGCAGCACACCAAAGAAAUCAGCGACCGUCGCGCCCGCUUUCCCAGCCACGAAGCUGAGUCAACUGGAGAAGCCGGGCCUGGUCACAGCCCUGACCGCCGAUAUGCUAUGGUUCUGUUCCGCAUAACCAGCGUGUUCUACGUGCUGUGGCUCCCAUACAUCAUAUACUUUUUGUUGGAAAGUUGGCGGGCACUGGAGAAUCCUGCCAUAUCCUUUAUUACCACCUGGUUGGCCAUAAGCAAUAGUUUCUGCAACUGUGUCAUCUACAGCUUAUCCAACAGUGUUUUCCGCCUCGGUCUCCGGAGGCUGUCAGAAACAAUAUGUUCACCUUGUAUGUGUUCUAAAGACAAGAACGAGCGGGACCCAAAACCCCGAAAGCGUGCUAACUCAUGUUCUAUUUAAAGUCAUUAAAGUGACAAUCGUGAGCUUAAGAGCACACCGACCCAGGCCCCAGAAUGCUGCUUUUCCAAGUUCUACAAAACAAAAAUUACUUUAGCACCUCAUUUUAGCUACCUUGUUUGAGAUUUUGAUUUGCAGCGGAGAUGUGAACCAGUAAACUCUGAUCCGCAGACAUACAAAGAGCACACAAUUAUGUGCGCUGCUGUCAAAAAUGAGUCACGCUGUUGCUGGGUGAGAGGAAUGGGGGCAGACUAUCAAAGAAAAAAAGGUGUCAGUUAGGAUUAGAUUAGCUAAUUAAUGCGGAUAUUCUGCAGAAAUAUGAGAUAUUGCACAACUGGGCCUUCCUCUUUUUUUCCUUGCAAAAUAAGUCUUUAUUGCCAUUCUAGGAGACUAAAAGGAUAACUGUGCGUCUCAAGGCUCUCAUUGCUAAAUGCAGUACUGGGAAGUAUUCACAGUCAUAACAACCUAUUGCAUUACCUGAAGGUGACCAAAUUGCUGUUUUAUAAAAUGCUGUAUCGGCCCUUUUUUAUGUUUAUUUUUGUUUUUAAAAGGUUUAAUUUGAUCAAUGUGUGUUAUUAGAUGCCCGUUCAGUGCAAGAUGACGAAGCCACUGCUCCCCGUCUGAUUGCUGUGUAUGGAGUUUACAAAAGCCUUUACAGGUGACAGUGUUCUGUGAUGGUAUGCGUGCGCCCAGAUUUCCCAAUAUACCAGCCCCCCUUCUCCGCUAGUAUACUUUUUUUUUUCCCCUAACUUAUCCACUCAUAAGGAAAAUGCUGCUAUAGAUUAAUUAUUUCAUAUAACAGUGGUGUUCUCACUAGAUUUCCAAACUAGACUUCUAAGCUUUUGUGUGAUCAGUGUCUCCCGAUAUUUGCCUAAAAACUAUUGUGGCAACGAGACUUUUUUGAAUCUUGUCAUAUAUGUAAGUUAACCAUGUAUGCUUUGUGUAUUUAUCGAUCAAUUCUAUAAGAGACUCGGCUCUGGUUUCCAAAUAAAGGCUUUGCAGUCCCAGCCACACAGAUGUUAUUGAGCCUUUUGUCAGACGAGGCAGCAAGCAGUGGCUCCUUCCAGAAUUAGAAGCAGUGACCUUUUUUUUUUCUCUCUCCCCCCCCAUUCAUUCUUUCUUUCCCAGAACAAUUGGUGAUUGUUCCACCCAUGCAAAAAAUAGAUUCUGCAAAAUGGACUUUAUUCCUGCUCUACAUUCUCUCCUUAAUCAUUCUAUAGUACAUAUAGUUUGCUGCUGUUUUUGACCGUUCCAUGUGCAGUUUCACUGUGCACAUUAUAUAUUUAAUAAUAAAAAUUA